UCAGUUUGCAGAAGUGUAAAAUGGUUUGAUUAAUAUUAUGAUCAGCUGACAAUUUCUUUCUGCCUUCUAAUUAGUCUAAAUUGACUAGACUGCUGCUCUUUAAAAUAUUCUUUUCUUUGCAUUUGAAGGUGAUGCUGUUGGGUUUUCAUCAAGCCAUAUACCCUCUCCCUAUUAUGGUCAACACAUAAUAGCUGGCAUUUGUGUGUUGUCUACUCAGGAUUGAAGGUAAAAUUUUUGUUUUUGAAUCCAUGUAGAGCCAAGACUUUCCCUGCCGGACAGUCUUCAUAGGUUCAGAGAGGUGUCCAAGCAUCAGCAUAGGGAAUAUAAUCCCGAAGCCACAAAGACUGAACAUCUGUGCAAGAUCCUGAUCCAGAAGAACAAGUUUCUUUCCUUUGAUGGCCAUUCUAUCUUUGUGUAAGAAUAGUGCCAAAUGCUGGUCUGUUGGUGGUAUGUCUAGAAGAUAGGCUAAGACACACCAUCAUGAAACAGUGAUGGCAAAGCAGGAAAGCUAGUCACAGCAGGUUUAGGGGACCAUUCUGCAAUUGUCUCCCCAUUUCUGGCCUCCCAUUAAAAUCAGUUGAAGGUUUUUGUUUUGUUUUGUUUUGUUUUUUAGGAUCUGGGGAUGAAACCUAGUGCUGGGCAAGCAUUCUAACACCCCCAAUUCAAUAGGAAAGUUUAAAGUAGUACUGAUUCCCAGGUUCCACUCUGGGAUCAGUUAUUUAUUUUUAAUUUUGAGGUGCUUUAGAUUGAACCCAGAGCCUGGAGCAUGCUAAUAAACGUUCACUCAGCCCCUCAGUUUCACCCUCAGACCAUAUGCUGAUCAAUUAAGGUAGAAUUAUUGUCCUGGGUGUUUUUAAGAAUCCCUGGUUUUUUUCUAAAGCCACGUGUGGGAAUCACUGGUUAAAGGAGUUUGUACUCUGUGGGGCAGGUAACUGGGGUCUUAGAAAGAAGAAUCAGAAAUGAUUGAUUGAAUAAACUGUUGAGAAGGAGAUGAUAAAGCACAGUGGCAGAGUUUGUGAUCUGGCAUCUGGCAGCCAGUUUCAAACCCUGACUAACUCUUAUCAGCUGUGUGGGAGAGUUCCCUAACAACUCUCAUCUGAGUUUUCUCAUAUGUAAAAUGUACCUCAGGAGUUGGAGUAAUGGUCAAAUGAAGUUACGAAUGUCAGAGAGCCUGGCACAAUGCUUGAAAACUUAGUAAUUGUGAGAAAAAAAAAAUAAAUGCAGAAGUAUAGCUUUCUAAGUUGGUAGUCUUGGAUAUUCUCUUUUUGAACAAAAUGGGAAGAAUGUUACCCAGAUCUGAUCACAGGUUUUUCAAGCACAUCAUUUCAAAAACAUCAUGCCUUCAAGUAAAUACAUAUUUCUAAAAACCUAAUCUAUUUUAACUAGUUAUUUCCUUGAUAAAAUCUGAAUUACAGUUUUGCAAUGAAAAGAAAAAAAAAAAACAGUCUCAGUAGACUGAGUUUAUAUGUUCUGUUGCCUAAGGAUGAGCUGGUCAUUGUGGGAAACUGGAGCGUGGUUAAUUACACUUUUGAUUUAGGCUGCUCUUCUCUCUUUGGGCCAUCCUCUCUCUUUCUUUUUAUGUCAUAAUAAUUUUUCUGUUACUUCACACUUAACUUCUUAAUUCCUUUCCUAAUCGUUCUUUCACAUGAUUAUUCAUAAACCUUUAUUAAGCAUAAAUUUUGUCCUAAAUUCUUUUAUCAGUAUAGAAACAGUGCCCAAUUUACAAAUGAACUUAGUUAUAAUGAUUGAUUUGUUAGUUAAUUAGUGAUUUCAAAGGACUUUCUUUUAGUUUUCGUAUUUUAAGCUAGAUCUGUGGUUCUGAGCUAGCUAAGCACUAGGGGAAAUAUUUCAGAGAAGAAUAAUGCAUGAUUUUUAUAAAAAGACCCAAAAUUUAUACUAGUAAUAGAAAAUAGUAAAGAAAAGGGACAGGGGAGUUAAGACCUAAGAACCCAAGGAAUACAUUGGAAUGUACCUAUUACGGUGAGGUCAACAUGUAACUCUUUUUCUAGCAUUGUAUUACACUGAAGAAAGUCUUCUAAAGGGCUGGGAGGAUAAGGGAAGAAGCCACUUAAACUUCUUUAAGGUGGUGGUCAUGUGAUUUGUCAUUGAAAUGUGACACUUUUAAGAGUUAUUAAUGAUUAAGCCAGGACUCAGACAUAAACUUGGUGUUACCUCAUACUGGAAUGUGUGGGCACUCUAAGUAGGGGUGUGGUCAGUCUUAGAAUUUUCCCAGUUCAAGUGUUAGAUUGAACAAAAAUCCAGAUAUUUUUUCAUGUAACAAUUUAGAAUUAACACCUAUGGCAAUCCCAGUCUUGGAACAGUCCAGUAUUCAAUCUCUGACCUUCCUGAAAGCUAGUAGUUAGUCUUAGGGUCCUGGGAACACUGAGAAAUUUUGGAGAAAAUGAGUAUUUCACGUAAGCCUAUGCAACCUGAAAAACAAGAACAAGACCAGGCAGUACAUGCCAUACUACUACCCUUCCUGCUCUUGUGCGCACUCCUACCCUGAUGAUGCAGCCUUCACUGGAUAUCAAACCAUUUAUGUCUUUUCCAGUGGACGGUAGUUCUGCUGUUGGGCUCUUUCCAAAUUUUAACACAAAAAGAAGAGGCUUAUUUGGGACCAAUAAAUUCUGCCAGAUGGAUCCUGUGCAAAAAGCAGUCAUUAACCACACAUUUGGAGUAUCCAUUCCCCCAAAGAAGAAACAAGUUAUUUCUUGUAAUGUCUGUCAGCUUCGCUUUAACUCAGAUAGCCAGGCCGAGGCCCACUACAAAGGAAGUAAACAUGCCAAGAAGGUCAAAGCACUAGAGGCAACGAAAAAUAAACCCAAAAUGGUUUCUUCCAAGGACAGCGCAAAGGCUAAUCCCAGCUGCUCCAUCACUCCAAUCACAGGCAACAGCUCUGACAAAUCAGAAGAUAAAGGAAAGCUGAAAGCCAACAGUUCCAGUCAGCCAUCAGGCUCUGAAAGUGGCUCAUUUCUCCUCAAAUCUGGCACAACUGCCCUGCCACCUGGGACAGCCACUUCUCCCUCCAAAAGCACAAAUGGAGCACCAGGGUCUGUUGCUGAAUCCGAAGAAGAGAAAGCCAAAAAAUUGCUUUAUUGUUCACUAUGCAAAGUGGCUGUGAACUCCCUGUCACAGCUAGAGGCACACAACACAGGAUCUAAACACAAGACCAUGGUUGAGGCUCGUAAUGGAGCUGGUCCAAUUAAGUCCUAUCCUAGACCUGGAUCAAGAUUAAAGAUGCAGAAUGGCAGUAAGGGGUCAGGACUACAGAACAAGACAUUUCAUUGUGAAAUCUGUGAUGUUCAUGUUAACUCGGAAAUUCAACUCAAACAGCACAUUUCUAGCCGGAGGCAUAAAGACCGAGUUGCAGGGAAGCCACUGAAGCCGAAAUACAGCCCUUACAACAAACUCCAGCGGAGCCCAAGCAUUUUAGCAGCAAAACUUGCAUUCCAGAAAGAUAUGAUGAAACCUUUGGCCCCAGCCUUCCUGUCCUCACCCCUGGCAGCAGCAGCGGCUGUGUCCUCUGCACUUUCACUGCCACCCCGGCCAUCUGCCUCGCUCUUCCAGGCUCCAGCCAUCCCUCCAGCUCUCCUGAGGCCAGGGCAUGGGCCCAUUCGUGCCACUCCGGCCUCCAUCCUGUUUGCCCCAUACUGACAUCUGCAAGCCCCAAGACCAGCCAGGCCAGUAGGAAAGUCAAGAAGCCAAGCCAAAAGGAUUUCAGCAACUUGAGCAUUUUGUGUUACAGUAAGUAUCCCACCUACCCACAAAAUGCAGCCUACCACCUCAAACCCCAGCUCCAGUGAAAAACAAAUCACUAGAUUCAAGAGUGCUUUUAUGGACCGAUCAAAUCAUUUUGGAAUGUGAGCAGCACAGGUUCCCUCUUCCCUCCCCGACUCGACCCCAUUUAAUUGGUGUAUCUGAGAAAUCUGGGUUCUUGAAAAUGUACAGUCAGAAAGUAAAUAAAAAGAAAACCAGUCUCUAUUUUCCCAUGGUAUAAUCUGGCUUAGAACAAUAUGGAAUAUUUUCCUGACAGACUUGAAAUCUAGGAUCUUCCUCAGAUGUCUGUAAAUAGCUCUGGAAUCCAACCGGGCAUAUUCUAGUGUGGAAGAAAAAUAGAACACAAGUGCUUAUUUGUGAAUACCAUCUUACCAACGGAUCAUGUUUUCUUUUUGGUGUACUCUCGUCGACAGGGAUUGUGUACUGUUUUAGACCCAAGUACUGUUGUAUCCUGUGUAGUACUAGAUUGUAUCUCUUGUCUGAAUUCAACAUCUUUAGUUGCUGUGUAAAUGUUAGGAAGCAAAAUAGCUUUGAAUUUCUCGUUAAGAGAACAAAAGAUAAUGUAUUUUCUUUAUUUCAUAUUUUAUUUGGAGAUAUUUAAACAAAAUAGAAAGCCAUAUAACAUAGCAUAAUUACUACCUGUUUGCUAUUUUUUGUCUAACUUAUUUUGUAGCUUCCUCACUGGUUUGAGUUGCUAAGCAAAUAUAUACAAACACAAAAAGAGCUUCCUAAAUUGCACAUUUUGGCACCUCCUGUGCAUUCUGCAAGAAGACAAUGAAUCCAUGUAUUUCUACGUAAUUAUCUUCAUUUUUAACCUGUUUUCAUUUGUAAUGAUGCUACAUAAUUUUGUGGCUCCCUAAUGCAAUAAUGUACAGAAGAUAUAAAAUUUAUAAUUGAACAAUUUGUCUUUCUGUUCACUGAAUAUGUUGCAGGUCAUGCUCCCAUGCCCCCCUUUCGAAGUUGGUAUCAACAAGACUAGAAUAUUUGUGAUAUCAGGGGCAAGAAGUAUCAUAAAACAAUAAAAUAGUGAACUCUUUUAGAGUAUCUAUAUCUGCAAUCUGUAAAUGGUAAAAUGUCUGUGUAUUUUUUUAAAUGUACCUUUUCAAUAAAAGCAUCAAAAAUAAAAAUCGGUUCAUAUUUCCAGUA
This is a messenger RNA of Marmota monax (woodchuck), 4923 nucleotides long. It is a transcript of the gene Znf385b, whose product is annotated as zinc finger protein 385B. Gene Ontology annotation, cellular component: nucleus. The transcript has 9 exons. NCBI's taxonomy places the organism in Eukaryota, Metazoa, Chordata, Mammalia, Rodentia, Sciuridae. The record is from RefSeq and is a predicted model, not a curated record. The coding region runs from base 2506 to 3654 and encodes 382 amino acids. Gene Ontology annotation, molecular function: zinc ion binding; nucleic acid binding.